Messenger RNA from Vitis vinifera (wine grape), 1946 nucleotides. RefSeq names its product protein PAL OF QUIRKY. NCBI's taxonomy places the organism in Eukaryota, Viridiplantae, Streptophyta, Magnoliopsida, Vitales, Vitaceae. The coding region runs from base 126 to 1685 and encodes 519 amino acids. The transcript has 2 exons. The record is from RefSeq and is a predicted model, not a curated record. Gene Ontology annotation, molecular function: protein binding.
AAGAUUUAUUAACGUUGUAAUCAAGCAAACCAAAUCCCAAAAUCUCCCUUCAAGCGACGCUCCCCCGAGCCGACCUCCCUCUUCUUCCUCGCUUCUCCCAAACCCUCCCGCAAGAUCCACCAUCUAUGGAGUCGCCACCUCCGCCUCCCAAUUCCGGCGCCAAGCUCCGUCUGAUGUGCAGCUAUAAUGGCCACAUACUCCCCAGACGCCACGCCAAGUCACUCUGCUACGCCGGUGGUGACACCCGCAUCGUGGCCGUGGACCGCCGAGCCGCCGCCAGCCUCUCUGCCCUCACCACCCAGCUCUCCCAGACCCUCCAGAUUCCGUACCAGUUCACUCUCAAAUACCAGCUCCCGCACCACGACCUUGACUCCCUUAUUUCGCUCACAACCGACGACGACCUCCUUAAUAUGUUCGAAGAGUACGACAAUCUCCCCGCCUCACCUACGCCCUCCCGCAUCCGAUUGUUCCUCUUCCCCUCCAAGCCCGACUCUCCCGGGUCGGUCCUUCACGACCCGAAGUCUGAGUCGUGGUUCUUGGACGCGCUCAAUAGCAGCGCCAAGGUUAUGCAGAAGGGGAAUUCAUCUGAUUCGGGGUUUGGUCAUUCGGAUCCGUUUCCGGCUGAGAACUUGGUUGGUAUUAGUAGCGGGGGUUUGGAUUCAUUUUCGGUGCCCGAAUCGGUCGUAUUGGAGACCAAUUCGUCGUUUGGGUCGACUUCUUCUUCGGUUUCUGUAUCUAAUUUGGCUGCAAUGAGGGCUCAUGUUGAGGAUAGUGGUGUUAAUUUGCAGGACAAGAAGGUUCAUUUGCCCUUGUCCGAAUCAAUUGAAAGUGAAACUGUUGUUGCGAGUGUCAUUUCUCACCCACAGACUGGUGGUCAUGAAGACCCAGUUGUUAAUAUUCCUUUGGUGGACAACUGGGAUUCUUCUAAGCCUGUUGGCUCAGAGAGUAAUGUCUCUGAUGCAUUCGCUCGGAUCCAAAUUCAUAAGGCAGUUGAGGUUUCUGGUUUUCCAUCAUCUUUACAGUUGGAUCAGCAGCAACAACAAUUGCAAUUUGUCCCUGCUGGUGCUCAGUACAUAACCCAUUACCCCACUGGCCCAGUGCCAGUUUCUUCCUACUACCCAAUAUAUCAACCACAGCUGCAACAGCAGCAGCCAACCUACUAUCAAUCCAAUCGGCCAUACCCUGUUUACUUGCUCCCUGUUAGGCCACCACAACCUUACAACUUCUCCAUGCAAGGUAGUCUUAUUGACUCUGCUACUGUUGCUUCUAGUCAGCCCCCAAUGCAUCUGAAUGCAACCAUGAUUCCAUCCCAAGUAGUUUACAAAGAGGUCACUGCAGCUCCACCCCUGCCUGAUUUAGCCACAAAGGUUACUGGAACAGCCCCUGGGGUUACCCCACUAGUUCAUGUGCCAUCUAAUGAAAAUCAGCAGCAAUUUGUGAGUAUUCCUCAGAUCCAUCACCCAACACAGUCUAUUCCUAUUGCGUCCAUGGAAGCUGCCAAUUACAGUGCAUUUGAGGAUGAUCCUGCACAGAGCCAGAUAUAUAAAAGUCAGCCUCCAGCACCCAUAUUGCCUUCUCAAUACCAAACCAUGACCAAUGCUACAAAAGCACUGUUAUCAGAGGCCUUGGCACAGUCUCAGGCAGACAACAUUAAGCAGCAAAUCAGAACUCCACAGCCAAAAUGAGCUAGUUUUCAAGAAUACAAUUUUGACAGAAAUCUUUUGGUAAUUUUAUCUUUGAACUUUCUGUUUUGGUUUCUCAUCUUGGUAUGGUUAUUGUCAGUCUUCUUUCUUACUUUCUCUAUGUCAUGAUAUUCAUCAGGUUAUAUGUAGUGUCUGAGAUUAUAGAUUUAUAUGGAAAAUUUUUAUAUACACAUGUUGGGGUGUUUGUUUAGCGAAUGUCUCAAAUAUCGAUUUAAUAUAUAAUGAAUUUGUUUUCUAUCUCGA